Beauveria bassiana ARSEF 2860 is the source of this 7194-nucleotide messenger RNA. RefSeq names its product polyketide synthase. Gene Ontology annotation, biological process: secondary metabolite biosynthetic process; fatty acid biosynthetic process. Gene Ontology annotation, molecular function: phosphopantetheine binding; fatty acid synthase activity. The record is from RefSeq and is a predicted model, not a curated record. The transcript has a single exon. The coding region runs from base 1 to 7194 and encodes 2397 amino acids. NCBI's taxonomy places the organism in Eukaryota, Fungi, Ascomycota, Sordariomycetes, Hypocreales, Cordycipitaceae.
AUGGAGCCAAUCGCCAUUGUCGGCAGUGCGUGUCGGUUCCCUGGAGAUGCAACCUCUCCUUCCAAGCUCUGGGACUUGUUGAGGUCUCCCCGUGAUCUGUCACAAGACAUUGAACGCUUCAAUGCCAAGGGAUUCUACCACGAGAAUGGCCAUCACCAUGGAGCAACCAAUGUGGUUGCGGCCUACAUGCUGGAAGGCGAUCCCAUGCAAUUCGACCCCCAAUUCUUCAAUAUUCAGCCAGGAGAAGCCGAAUCUAUGGAUCCACAACAUCGUCUGUUGCUGGAGACUACCUAUGAAGGUUUAGAAACGGCCGGAAUCCCCAUUGAAACGCUGCGCGGCUCCGACACAAGCGCCUUUAUUGGUGUCAUGAGCACAGACUACACCACCAUGGUCUUCUUUGACAGCGAGUGCACGCCCACGUACUCGGCCACGGGAACAUCCAGAGCCGUCUUGUCCAACAGGCUUUCUCACGCGUUUGACUGGCACGGCGCAUCCAUGACGAUAGACACGGCGUGCUCGUCGAGUCUUGUCGCCAUCCACCUCGCCGUGCAGGAGCUGCGUGCCGGGAGCUCACGGGUCGCCGUGGCUGGCGGAACAAACUUGAUCCUGUCAGCUGAUCCCUUCAUCUCCGAGACAAACUUGGACAUGCUCUCGCCGCAAGGAAAAUGCCACAUGUGGGACGCACGCGCAAACGGCUACGCUCGCGGCGAGGGCAUCGGAGUCGUUGUGCUCAAGACGUUGCGUGAUGCGCUCGCUGACGGUGACCACAUUGAAUCCAUCAUCCGCGAAACAGGCGUCAACCAGGACGGUCACACGCCGGGCAUCACUAUGCCUAAUCCCCAAGCGCAGACCAAACUCAUCAGAGACGUGUAUGCGCGCGCGGGGCUCGACAUCAGCAAGGAAGAGGACCGGUGCCAGUAUUUUGAGGCGCACGGCACUGGCACAAAGGCUGGCGACGCCGUCGAAUCAAAGGCCAUCCACGACGCAUUCUUCCCCGAUAGAGAUGGCGACGAGAAGCUCCAACCGCUCUAUGUUGGCUCCAUCAAGACUAUAAUAGGCCACACGGAAGGAACUGCGGGUGUGGCAGGCGUCAUGCGCGCGUCUCUGGCGAUUCAGAACCGAACGAUACCCCCCAAUCUUCAUUUCCAAACACUCAACCCGGCUAUUGAACCAUACUACGGUAAUUUGCAAAUCCCUACCGAGGCAGUUCCUUGGCCGAGCCUGAAUGGCGGCGUACGCCGAGCCAGUGUCAACAGCUUUGGCUUUGGAGGAGCAAACUCGCAUGUCAUCAUCGAAAGCUAUUCACCCAGCAGCCAUGAUGAAGCACAAUUCGAUUCUUUGCAGAGUUCCAGUGCUUCAGCCUCUUCCGUCAUUUCUCUGGCCUCGAGUACCUCGUCCAUUCCCAGUAUUUCAUCAAUUGCCAGUACCUCACCCAACGUUCUUCCACUUUUGCUAUCAGCGUCGUCUGAAAAGACCCUGCGCAAGCUUGUACAGCAUUAUAUCGCUCAUAUUCGUCAGAAUCCCGAUGUUGACCUGGCAAGCUUGGCUUGGACACUGUUCAAGAGCAAAAGCGCCCUCAACAUCAGGUUGGCUGUUCCUGCGCCAUCGCCAGAAGCAGUGACGGCAACAUUGGAGACUAUACUAAGCCAGCCGAGCGGCGACGCAAAAAGCCCCAUUACUCGCGUCACCUCUCAGCAAAAGCCCCUCAUGGCCGUCUUUACCGGCCAAGGCGCGCAAUGGGCCACCAUGGGCCGCCAGCUUAUACGGAGUUCAAAGCAGGCAGAGGCAACAGUCGACCGCCUAGACUCUGUCCUUGCUGCUUUGCCAGAUUCCUAUCGACCAAAGUGGUCCCUCAAGGACCAACUAUUGGCGGACAAGAGCGAGUCUCGCAUCGAGGAAAGCAUCGUCUCGCAGCCGCUAUGCACUGUUGUACAAGUCAUUGUCGUCGACUUGAUUCGUAGUGCCGGCAUCGAUUUUGACGGAGUAGUCGGGCACUCUAGCGGCGAGAUUGCAGCCGCAUACGCGGCAGGUUUCAUCAGUUCCGACGACGCCGUCAAGAUUGCCUAUACGCGAGGUCUAUGUGCUCACCUGGCCCAAGGUCGCCAAGGCGAGAAGGGCGGCAUGAUUGCGGCUGCCAUGACGCACCCAGAUGCAAAGGAUCUGUGCGAGAACGAGGCGGUGCUGGAUCGCAUCUCUGUGGCGGCCUACAACUCACCGACGAGCGUCACGCUUUCCGGAGACGGGGAUGUCAUUGAUCAAGUGGCCGUUGUUUUGGACGACGAAGAAAAGUUUAACCGCAUCCUCCGGGUGCAAACAGCCUACCACUCGCACCACAUGAAGCCGUGUGUCAGUCUGUACCGCGAAGCGCUGGCCGCUUGCAAUAUCAACAUUCUCAGCCCGACUAGACCUUGCCCAUGGUUUUCGUCCGUAUACGGCGGCAGUCAAGUGGUUGCUUCAGACGAGUUAAAGUGCGAGUAUUGGAUCAAGAACAUGGUUCAACCCGUCUUAUUCUCCGAAGCCGUCUCAGCCGCCUCUCGCGCAUGGCCGCAGGAUACACCCGCCGCUUGGGCCGAGAUUGGUCCACACGCUGCACUCAAAUCUCCAGUACUGGAGACUCUCAAAAGCCUAGGUCAGAACAAGGUAGCCUACUCUGGUACCUUGAGUCGCUCAGCGGAUGACGUCGAUAUGCUGGCGUCUUUUCUGGGAUGGUUGUGGUCAGUCUCUGCCCAGACUAGUCUGGACCUGAACCGGUACGCAGCCCAGUUUUCUCAAAGCAAUCUGAUUACUCUUCGAGAUCUUCCAUCAUACCCCUGGGAUCAUGAUCAUUCCUACGAGUUCGAAUCCCGCAGGUCUCGUGCACAUCGAUUCAGAGAGACACCCGGCCAUGCCCUUCUUGGCGUCCGGGCCGAUACUUGUGGUGACAACGAGUAUCGCUGGGAGAACUAUUUGUCAAGCGAAGAGCUUCCAUGGCUCACAGGUCACAAUAUCCAAGGCCAGAUGGUGGUUCCCGCGGCCAUGUUCCUCGUCAUGGCGUCCGAGGCGGCUACCAUAGCUGCAGCUUCCAUGGGUUUCCAGGGACGGCUCACCGAAUUACACGACUCGGUGAUACAUCGUGGUUUGGCCUUGGACGACGAGAGAGCGGUUGAAACUUUGUUCUAUCUCUCUGAUGUGAAAAUCACAUCGUCCCCGGACCAAGGGUCGAUUCUCUCGGCCAACUACUACUGCGAUGCUGCCAUUACCAAGUCGUCCAAUCGUCUCACCAGCAUUGCCAGCGGCAAGAUUAAGCUAUUCAUCGGUGACCACGUGUCACAGAUGCUUCCAGCACUGCCUCAAUACCACGGCAAACUAGACGAAAUUGAUGUCGAGAGCUUCUAUGACAACCUGCGCGCCAUUGGCUACAACUACAGCGACGCGUUUCGCGGCAUCGCUUCCCUCAAGAGGACCACCAAUCUGGCCACUGGCACCAUUGCGGUAGGGAGCUCGAUCCAGCCAUCUGCAUCAGAGAGCUGGCUGCCAGUUCACCCAGCAGUGCUCGACGUUUCCUUUCAGGCCCUCUUUGCCGCUCUCAGCUAUCCCGGCGACGGAGGCCUCCAGACACUGCAAGUUCCCACCACGAUUAAGCGACUCACGAUAAACUCGUCAGCUCUCUCCGAGUCUACAUCUACAAAUGAUCUGACCUUUAAAGCCUCAUCAUAUGUGCUGGACAGGAGGACAAUCUGUGGUGAUAUUGAAGUUGGAAAUGCCGGCACCGGUCUCGCAACAUUUCGCGUCCAAGGUUUGACUGUUUCGCCUGUUUCGCCGCUCACCGCGCAAGAUGACAAGCAAAUGUUUGCCGACAUGGUACUUUGCUCUGCAAAUCCAAACACUGCACUGCUUCCCAAGCUGUCUGAGGAGGUAAAUUUGGAUACAUUGACCGCAUCGCCUGUGAAUGGGACCGCUGCGCUGCAGGGUGAUUCUCAGCUCAACGGGCAGACGGUGGACAAGAAUGCUUCUACUACUUCUUUCGCAAAUCAAAUUCUGGCCAGUCUUCUCAAACAGAUCACGGAUCGAUACCCAAAGGCCCGUAUACUGGAAAGAACGUCUGGCAAUGCAACCGAAAUUCUCGAUGCAUUCAAAGCGGCCGGUGGCAGGCCGUCGCUGUACGUGCUGGAUGGUAUCGACGAAGCAGUCUUUACAGAAUUAUCUGACUCACGAGAGGAUGCUUCUUCUCUAAGACGAGUUUCACUGCAGCUAGAAAACUCUGAUUUCGUGGAGAAGAAUACUGGCCAAGAGUACGAUGUGGUGAUAUUGCGCGGCGGCCAUUCGCUAGAGAAGGAGACGCUGAAAAAUGUGCGACACCUGAUCCGACCUGGAGGCUAUCUACUCUUCGUUGAUCAACAGAAUGCCCAAGCCUCGACCGGUCCCACGGAAACCUUGGAGACAUGGCACAGCAGACUUGUCGAGGCCGGGUUUGCAGGCAUCGACGCUCAGAGCCGUACAAUGGUUGGCUCAUCCUCCAUCAUGGCUACCAUGGCAACCGAUGAUGCCGUCAAUGCGCUUCGGCAGCCGAUGCUAUCAUCUGGCUCCAAGAUAGCCAAGUUGCUCAUCAUUGGCGGUGACAGUGCUGUCACAAGCGAUUUGAUCAGCCAAUUGCAGGGUCUACUGGCACCCUUUUGCGACGAAAUCAGCACAGUCAAGAGUCUUGCUCAUUUGGAUACGUCCGAUCUGACAGACAAGCCAUUUGUUCUCAGUCUGACCGAGCUCGACUACGACUUUUUUCGCUCCUUGACCGAAAAGACGUUUGUCAAGCUGCAGGAGCUAACCACCCACUCCAAUCGACUCAUUUGGGUGGUUUCUGGUACGCAAGGAGGCAAUCCUUAUGCCAACAUGAUCAAGGGAACCCUUCGUUGUCUCAUCGAGGAAUGUUCUCACCUUGUCACUCAGAUAUUGGACAUUGAAGGCGACGUUCCCGGCGCCUUUCCAUUCAUAGCUGAAGCCGUGGUAGGACUGCAUCGUCUUCACUCCAUCAAGAAGCCCGACCACUUGCUCUGGUCCCACGAGCCGGAGCUGCAUCUACGAAAGGGACAACCGCUCAUCUCGCGCUACCUGCCCAACAAGGACUUGGACUCGGGUUACAACUCUCUUCGGCGUCACGUGCAAGUUGACCUGACUUCAAAGACGGGGCUUCUUCAACUGUCUGCGGCCGAGUCGUCGCUUUCACUCGAGAAAUUGCGUGUCACGGCUCCAUCUUCGUUGCAGUCGACAAAGAAGGAACUCACGACUGAGGUUGCUGUUGACUACUCUCUAUCUGUAUGCGUACAUAUUCCGACACUAGGAUACUUGUAUCCGGUGACUGGAGUGGACGUCCAGACUGGCCGCAUCGUUGCCGCAUUGAGUACUGAAAACAGGUCUCGAGUUUCGGCUCAUAAAGCGUCAUUGGUGCCUAUUUCCGGGCUUUCGGAGCAGCAAGAGAGAUUGCUCCCCGAGAAGCUACGUGAUGUCUUCCGCGCCUCUACAAUCAUUCAGCGCUGCCCCCCAUUCACGAGCGUGGUCGUUCACGAAGCACCAGACAUGCUGGCGCAGAUACUUGCUGACGAGGCGAGAAAAGCAGAAGUGCGACUCAUCUUUACAAGCAGUGACGCGUCCCGAUGCGAGAACCGCUUGGAUCAGGAGUGGAAGCAUAUUGCUCGCCAUGGCUCGACUCGUCAGCUCAACGAGAUUGUGCAGCCAGAUACGCUGCUGUGCGUAGACUGUACUGAGACUGGUUCCAGCAACGGACUCGCCUUUAUGGAACUUGAGAUCCCCUCCGGCAUAGCACUUCUGACCGCUAAAGACUUUUUCCGAGCUCAGAGUUACAAAUUUGGCAAAGUUGACGACGACCGCACGUUCCAGAUUCUACAGGCCGCCGUCGACAAAGCUGCUUCUUUGGUAGCAGAAGAGACCAACAACCUGACUGACAGCACAAUCCAGGUUCAGGAUCUGCCGCAAGAAUUUGCGUUUGGUGUCCCAGCAAAGACGAUUGCUUGGACCAGCAAUCUCCCUGUACGCGCCACUAUACUUCCCGCGCUAGAGGAAUGCCACUUCCGUCCGGACAGGACAUAUUUCCUCGUCGGGAUGGCAGGCAGUUUGGGUCUGUCUACAGUCUCCUACAUGAUUUCACGAGGAGCGAGGUAUUUUGCAUUGUCCAGUCGCAAUCCACAGGUUGAUUCGGCGUGGAUUGCGGCAAAGAAGACAAAGUUCGGCGCCGUUGUCAACACAUUUGCGCUCGACGUAACGGACAAGAGUGCUAUUGAAAAGACAAUUGCAACCAUUAAUGAAACCAUGCCCCCAAUUGCGGGAGUAGCAAAUGGCGCCUUGGUCAUGGAAGAUAGCCUCUUUAUGGAUCUUUCAUUUGAACAGAUGAUGAGAGCCCUUGGGCCCAAGGUGGACGGCAGCCGAUAUCUCGAUGAGCUCUUUGCUCAAGACAGCCUAGACUUCUUCAUCCUCUACUCCUCGCUCGUCAGCAUCGCCGGAAACACGGGACAGAUUGCCUAUGCCGUGGCCAACAGCUUCAUGGUGGGCCUGGCUCAUCAUCGCCGCCGACGUGGACUGGCAGCUUCCGUCAUCAAUCUCACCGGCGUCAGCGGCGUCGGAUUCAUUACACGGACGGGACACAAUAUCCUCGAGCGCAGCAAGGCUCUAGGCUACGACAUUAUAUCCGAGAAUGACUAUUGCUACAUUUUCGCAGAGGCCGUCUUGGCCAGCCCGAGCACCUCGCCUCAGGGGCCCGAAGUGUCGUCGAGUCUGCGCUACGUGGACGUGGCCAACGACAAGGUCGUGCCGCCGUGGGCAUACGACGCCAAGUUUGGACACUACCUGCUCGACCGCUCCGCCCCUGCGUCCAAUGACGCGUCAGACGAGGCUUCGGAGAGCAGUGGACGGUUGAGCCUAGCCGCGCUGCGAUCUGCACCACCGGCCGAGUGUUUUGAUGCAAUCUUGCAUGCUUUCCAGAUUCUCGUGCAAAAGCUGCUGCGACUGCCAGCUGGAGAUCACAUCCCGCCCGAGUCUUCAGUGCUUGACCUGGGAGUCGACUCACUUGUGGCUGUCAAGAUGCGUCAGUGGUUUUUGAAGGAACUGCAGGUCAAUGUGCCAGUCAUGAAACUCAUUGGAGGUGCUACCAUUUCGGAAGUGGUGUGGUCAGUUGUGAAUCAGGUCUCGCCACCAGAAGAUAAAUAA